Messenger RNA from Thalassophryne amazonica, 1656 nucleotides. RefSeq lists its product as uncharacterized. The coding region runs from base 119 to 766 and encodes 215 amino acids. The record is from RefSeq and is a predicted model, not a curated record. Lineage: Eukaryota; Metazoa; Chordata; Actinopteri; Batrachoidiformes; Batrachoididae. The transcript has 2 exons.
ACGCUUCUCUGUCUGGUUGUGUUCGCACAACCACACGAACAACUUCAAUAAACUUCACAGUAGUUAAUAAUAGUUAACUACUCCGACUGUUUCCAUAGUAACGCUGUCAGCGUCGGGUAUGUUCGCAGGACCGAUGGACUUUUGUGUAACUGAGUGGGUGAACUUGGGCUCCAACAUGAUGGUGUGUGUCGCUGCUUUCUCCUCCUCCUGUCAGCUCUUCAAGAACCACAGGGCUUCAUCAGUCGGAUUCUUCCUGCUCGGGCUCUCAGCGGCACUUUUCCUCUUUCGUCCCUUCAGCUCACAACUGGCCUCCAUCCAGAACAAAGCCGAAUGGUCCAGUGAGAUUCUGGCUCCAGCGCUGGUCUCCUUUGAGUUCUUGUGGCUGAGUGAAGACCGCAACACGGCUCACGUCCUUCUGUGCGGCUCCUGCAUGCUCCUGGGCCUCUCAGACUGGCUGUCGGCAGACGCGCUCAUGAUGAUGGUGCACUGUCUAGGCCUGUCGUCUCUGUCCUGCUGCAUGAUGGUGUGCAUGUUUGCCGGGAGUGCAUUAGGGGCUGUGGGCGGUGUGGCCCUCAGCCUUCCACUGCUUGUGGCUUCUAGAGAUGGAAUGAUGUCUGUUAGUCCGCUGAUGUCUCAGGCUGCAUCUGAGGGACUGAUGAAGUGUUUUUUGAAAGUGUCUGUAUCUGUAGGCUGCUGGGUGUCCACACAGGCCCUUAAAAACUUUCUGGUGGACAUUAAUGAUAGAUACAACAUGCCGCUCAAUUAAAACACUGGAUCUGUUUAUUCUGUGUCAAAUCAUCAUAACUGACAACUUGGACAAAUUGCACAACCAGGUUCAGAGCACAACUAAUUCAUGACCUGAUUAAUUAAAAAGUGAAGCACUGUGCAUACUUUUCAUUUGCACUGUACAUGUUUUUUUAAUGAACAACAUGUUAAUUAUGGUGUUAUUAUGUAUGAAUGUGUUGGAUUUAAUGCGGGUUGUGAUUAAAAUUUAAGACGCAGGAAAUUGAGGCCCUCUGUAGGUCACACUGGAAUUACACUUUUUUGUUGUAUGUUUUUUUAAUGGACAUUGCACACAGUUUGGACACUGGAUUCCUUUGAGUUUUUGUGCUGCAGUUUAUUGUACCUGCAGUGAACAGUCCAACCUCACUGUGCCUGUUUGAUACAUAUCAGUGCACAUUUUAUCAUUACUUCUCAGGUGAUGUGGUCUUUGCACUUCACUAUCGCUGAAAUAUUCCAGAAUUAUUUGUUGCCCAAUUUUCUAAAAAAAAAAAAAAGAAGAAGAAGAAACAUUAUGGGUUGUCACUCAGGAUUCUUCAUUUGUGAGCAGCUGUUUCAUCAUUUCUUCUGCAGCUUUUGAAUAAAUAUCUUCAGGUUUGCAUCAGGAAAAACGUCUUCAUUCCUCUUCAUUGGGUUUGUUAACACGGAGUAACGGGUUUAUGCAAGACUGAUUUAGUUCUUAAUGUUGCUGUGUUUGGAAAAAAAUGCCACGUUUUUGGUCUUGUUUGUUUUUCAUCACAGAAAACAAAAGUGAUCAUAUUCACUAAUGUUCAGCUGUUGUAUUUCAAAGACCUUCCGUCUUGUCAUUAUAAUUACAUGUUGUAUGGUGGCCUAUAGGGGCCACAAAACUUUCAAAAUAAGACAAUGUAGCAAAUG